AUGAGAAAAGAAACGGAAUGAAAGCUAUACUGCUAUUUAUGUUUUGCUGCAAAGUGGCUUUUACAGCUGUGCAGGGAUCCACUACAAAAAAUUACCAAGUAACUCUUACCUAUAUUAACGAAACAUUUCGGAAUUCCGAUGUAUACCUACCCUAUAGUAAUUAUGGAAGGAUCAGGAUUUUUAACACCGAACUUUGUUCAGAUACUUCGUCCGUUGACAGAAUUAUUGGAGAGACUCUUUGUAGGUCAAAGGGUUUAAAUGUAGGUGUUAUUGGAAGGGAUAGAUUAUACAAAGACAAUAACAACACAUUGGACAUUUCUUGUUCCUCGGUGAACAUAUCUGAUUGUAGAGUUACUCGACAUGCCGACCAUUGUUCUCAUGUUGUUUAUCUCUAUUGUGACGAUAAAGGGGCUGUUCACUCAUCCCAUGUACCGCCUUCUGGUUCUGUGAGUCACGUGACGAAAACGACUACUAUUGAUUUUUUUGGUUCACAGGAACGACGAGAAAACUAG
Molecule: messenger RNA, 512 nt
Organism: Saccostrea cuccullata (small rock oyster)
Lineage: Eukaryota; Metazoa; Mollusca; Bivalvia; Ostreida; Ostreidae
Exons: 7
Coding region: 18-512 (164 amino acids)
Source: RefSeq, a predicted model, not a curated record